AUGGCGUUUGCAGAGCUCCUGGAACACGUUGGCAGCCUGGGGAGGUUUCAGAUCUUUCAGAUCGUCUCUCUGGUCAUACCCAUCAUAUGUGUCACCCCUCACAAUCUGCUGGACAACUUCACGGCGGCUGUUCCCGACCAUCGCUGCCGGCACCCCUUGCUAGACAAUGCUAUGGCCUCCCUCAACGUCACCAGAGGCCUGGAUCCUGAUGCCCUCCUGAGGGUCUUCAUCCCCCUGGACAAACACCAGAAGCUGGAGAGAUGCCGUCGCUUCCUCCACCCCCAGUGGCAGCUGUUGGAACUCAACGCAUCAGCCCCAAAUGCAAGCGAGGCAGACACAGAGCCUUGCCUGGAUGGCUGGGUCUAUGACCGCAGUGACUUCUCCUCCACCAUUGUGUCAGAGUGGGAUAUGGUGUGUGACUGGCAGUUCCUGAAGCCCAUGGCUCAGUCUAUAUUCAUGGCAGGCAUCAUGACUGGAGCUAUUAUAUGUGGUCUUGUCUCCGACAAGUUUGGGCGGAGGCUGGUACUGAGCUGUUGCUACCUACAGUUGGCCAUCACUGGCACCUGUUCUGCUGUUGUCCCUAACUUCUUCCUUUACUGCUGCCUCCGUUUCCUAUCAGCCUUUGCCGUGGCUGGCAUCACGAUGAACGCUGGGAUACUCAUGAUAGAGUGGACAAAAACCCAGGCUGGGGCCACUGUGAUGACCAUAAGUUCUCUUGGGUUUAGUGUUGGUGAGUUCCUCCUAUCAGGGGUUGCAUAUGCCAUCCGGGACUGGUGCUUCCUCCAGCUGGCUGUGUCCGUGCCCUUCGUCCUCUUCUUUCUGUCUUCGUGGUGGCUGGCAGAGUCUGCCCGUUGGCUCAUCGUCACAGGCAAAAUAGAUCAAGGGCUCCAUGCACUCAGGAGAGUUGCAGGAAUAAAUGGGAAGAAGGACGCUAGAGACACCUUGACCAUUGAGACUGUGAAAUCCGCCAUGCGAGAAGAUUUAAUGGUGACUAAGACCAAGCACUCAGAGGUGGAUCUCUUCCGAACCCCUGAGCUACUUAAGCGGUUUUGUGGCAUGUUCUCUGUGUGGUUUGCCAUCGGUUUCGUCUUCUAUGGACUUAUCCUGGACUUGCAGAACAUGGGGAGCAAUCUUUUCUUGCUCCAGGUACUCUUUGGGGUCAUUGAUAUCCCAAGCAAGACAGGCUCCUUCUUUGCCAUGAACUACAUAGGUCGGCGUAUAACCCAGGCAGGCUCCUUGAUCCUGGCUGGUCUCUGCAUUCUGGCCAACGCGGUGAUAGCCCAGGAGCUGCAAGUCCUGCGGGUGACCCUGGCUGUGCUGGGAAUUGGCUUCGUGGGCAGUACCUACACUGUUCUUUCUAUCUACAGCAGUGAGCUUUUCCCCACAGUGCUCAGAAUGACUGCAAUAGGCGGGGGCCAGAUGGCUAUGCGUCUGGGUUCCAUCCUGGGGCCUCUGGUGAAGUUGCUGAAUCAGUUCAACCCUUUGCUGCCCCUGUUCAUCUACGGAGGCGUUUCCGUGAUCACGGGCCUAACUGCCCUCCUCUUGCCUGAAACCCUCAACAUGCCGCUGCCAGACACCAUCCACGAUGUGGAGAGUAGGGGCCGCAGAAUGAAAGGUGCAGAACAGGGAGAGAACAUUGCAAAGUCGACGAGAAUGUAG
Molecule: messenger RNA, 1659 nt
Organism: Vombatus ursinus (common wombat)
Lineage: Eukaryota; Metazoa; Chordata; Mammalia; Diprotodontia; Vombatidae
Product: solute carrier family 22 member 12-like
Exons: 10
Coding region: 1-1659 (552 amino acids)
Biological process (GO): transmembrane transport
Cellular component (GO): membrane
Molecular function (GO): transmembrane transporter activity
Source: RefSeq, a predicted model, not a curated record